Alosa sapidissima (American shad) is the source of this 2208-nucleotide messenger RNA. It is a transcript of the gene rpz5, whose product is annotated as rapunzel 5. The record is from RefSeq and is a predicted model, not a curated record. The transcript is spliced from 2 exons. Lineage: Eukaryota; Metazoa; Chordata; Actinopteri; Clupeiformes; Clupeidae. Bases 560 to 1741 code for a protein of 393 amino acids.
UGUGGGUGAUACAAAUAUGGCAAUGAGUUCUAAACAUUGGAUAAAACAAAAAAAUCUUAAUCACUAAAUGAAAUAAAUGACACAUGUCUCUGUUGACAAGCAAGAAGUGUUGUUGGAGCAUAAUGAGCUGAUUAUAGGCUGCUCAGUUGCAGGAUGUUGUUGUUAAAUCAAUAUUGACUGCCACAGGGUUUGUCAUGCUGUGUGAAAAUACAGCUGGAUUAUGGCACAGGGAUGUGGUGCUGUGUUGUGUGGGCUUGUGUUGGUCUCAGUGGAAUGAGCUAUAAUGCGCAGUUUGGAUUUUUUCUCUUUCAUACUGCAAAGAGAUGUGGCACAUUUUAUUUUUUAUCCGAUCAGAUGAAUGAUCAAAUUAAUUAGAUGCUAGAUUUACGAGGACAUUUUCUACUCCCAUUUUUUUGUGAAGCUGAUGGUCAAAGUGACCAUAUUUUCAAAAGAAGACUUGAAAUAACAAAGCCAAAAUCAGGAUCUUUUAUUCAGAUUUCAGACAUCACUGAGCUGAAAAAGGAGGCAAAUCGAGCCCCCUUUUUAAUUGUGGUGCAUAAUGAAUCGUGUCGAAGAAUGGGUCCUGGAGAACAGGGACAAGAUUGAGAAAGGAGUGGAGAUCAUGGGCCAAGGCUGUGAGGUGCUGGCCUCCACGGUGGGUCAGUUCCACCCCAUCCUGGAAGCUGUGUUUGUGGCCUCCGCAGAGAUCCUCAGUAACCCUGAUGGGAAAGAGGCACGGUACUUGACUGAGCAGUUUGAGAAGGUCAACCAGAAGCUGGAGGGCAUACAGGAUGAAAUCGGCAAGAUCGCCCUGGAGCUGCAGCGGAGCAGCAUGAACAAGCAGAACUUUGACCGCGAGGCGCAGAUAAUCAGCCAGUAUGAGAAGUUUCAAGACUUCAUCAAUGCCAAGCCCAAGUUCAAGGAGAAGAAGAAGGAGAAAUUCAUCAGCCACUUUGAGAACACGGAUCGGGACUUGAACCUGGACGCCUUGUACAACGCCGUCACCGGCGAGAACAUUUCCGGGGACCCCAUGCUGGAAACGGUGCUGAACACAGAGCAGCGGGGCAGGAGGGCGGUGGAGGAGUUCUGCGCCCGAGUCAAGAAGCUGUUCGUCAUGGGCAUCAUCGCAGUCAUGGGCCAUGCUUCCCUGAAAGACGGAGUCAUUGGAGAGGACAUGGUCAAGAAGUGGCAGGAUCGGAUGGAGGAUGUGGAGAACCGCAUGAAGGCCGCAGUGGACGACUGCACGCAGAACUUCGCUGUCCAGGCCAAGAUGGAUGUAGAGCGUGAGCUCCUGGACAAACCAGGCAGCGUUGACCCGGAAUUCACCAAAUCUCUUCUGGUGAUCCUCACCAGGAAGUAUGACUGGGUUUCCUGGUCCAUCCGAGUUUUCAAUCACAGUGGAAUAUUUUUCUGGAAUUGGCUGGCUGGCAAGAAGUACCAUGGCAGUGGUGGGGGUGGUAACUUUUUUGACCUCUUGACCCAAAACAACAUCCGGGUGGUGGUUUCGUUCAGCGCGGAUCCAAAGCCUAUCAACAAGAACCACCUGCAGGAUCAGAUUGAGAAACAGAAGUUGAAGGGCAACAUGGUGUCUGUGGCCCAGGCCUUGUGUGGCAGCCAGCCCAACUGUUUGGUGCAUGCCGUGAGCCGAUAUAAGAAAGUAGAGGAGACUAACAACUUUCAGCCAGAAUGCUAUUAUUAUGGGAUACACAAAAGGGCCUACUUAUGUAUCCAUUCAGAGUAGCCUAGUUGCACUGAGAGGUAUCACAAAUGCGGAAAUCAGUUCAGUUUUUCAUACCUGUGUCAUAAAUGUUAUUCUUUGAAUAUGUAAGACAGUUGGAUGUAUAGCAACUCUUGACUUGAGAUACUUUGUCUUUCUUUUUUUUUUUGAUUGAUUUCAUGGUGACAUGUGUUCAUACAUUUUUAAUCAUUAUGAAUGGACAAAGAGCAUGUAUACACUACUUUAAAAACUUGAUCAAACUUGAUUCAUAGAACUAAAUUGCAAAAAGAUGCUUGCUUUCAAGAAAGUAAUGAGAAGCUAAAAACUAAUUUUAUACUUUUAAUAUUUGACAUCAAAUACCAUAAAGAUGUCAAAUAUCUCCAAAUAUGUUCAUAUUUUCAUCAUAUUGUGUACUACUUGUAACUGCUUUUCAGCAGACAGCAUUGAUCAAGUUAAACUCAAAACCAACAAUAAAUGUCAUAAAACAGGUA